UAAUCUGAUAAAAACACUUUUAAAACUUUUAAAAACUGCUGUGGAAACGGAACUAAAACAGGCUUUUACUGUGGAGAAGCUCAGAGGAAGCUUCACUCUGCAUCUUGACAAAUGAUCUAGAACGACCCGCCUCACCUGGCAGCUCACCUGUAGCCUGAGCAGACACACACCCUCUUCGAAACUCCCCAGGACCCUCCAGGACCCUUCAGACCAGCAUGUCGGGCAUCGCCGCCACCCUGCAGCACCGCAGGGAGAAGGACCAGGGCGUCGGCUCCAACUGUCAGGCGGUCCGGUACCUGAACCAGGACUACGAGGCUCUGCGGCAGCGCUGCUUCCAGUCGGGCUGCCUGUUCCAGGACGACACGUUCCCGGCGGAGGCCUCCUCUCUGGGCUUCAACGAGCUGGGCCCCGGGGCCUACAAGAUCCGGGGGGUGGACUGGAUAAGGCCGACGGAGCUGACCUGUUCUCCAGAGUUCAUCGUUUCCGGGGCGACGAGGACGGACGUCUGUCAGGGAGCUCUGGGUGACUGCUGGCUGCUGGCUGCCAUCGCUUCUCUGACACUGAACCGGGAGGUUCUGGCUCGAGUGGUUCCACAUGGACAGAGCUUCAGGGACGGAGAAUACGCCGGCAUCUUCCACUUCCAGUUCUGGCAGUUUGGUGAGUGGGUGGACAUGGUGAUCGAUGACCGGCUGCCGGUUAAAGACGGAGAACUGAUGUUCGUCCACUCGGUGGAGGGCCGGGAGUUCUGGAGUGCCCUGCUGGAGAAGGCCUACGCCAAGUUGAAUGGAUGCUAUGAGGCUCUGUCUGGAGGUUCCACCACUGAGGGUUUCGAGGACUUCACCGGAGGAAUCGCUGAGGUCCACGAGCUGCAGAAACGGAACCCUCACCUGUUCCACAUCAUCCAGAAGGCCCUGGCCCGUGGGUCACUGAUGGGCUGCUCCAUCGACAUCACCAGCUCGGCCGACUCGGAGGCGGUGACCCAUCAGAAGCUGGUGAAAGGCCACGCCUACUCGCUGACAGGUGCAGCUCAGGUGGAAUACAGAGGCGACACGCUGCAGCUGAUCCGGGUCAGGAACCCCUGGGGACAAGUGGAAUGGACCGGAGCCUGGAGCGACGACUCCAUUGAGUGGCGCUACGUCAGCGACGAGGACAGGGAGCGUCUGAGCCACUGCUCCGAGGACGGAGAGUUCUGGAUGUCCUUCAGCGACUUCCUGCGUCACUAUUCCCGUCUGGAGAUCUGCAACCUGACGCCCGACGCCCUGACCGACGACAGCGUCUCCAAGUGGGCUCUGUCCAAGUUCGACAGCAGCUGGAGGAGAGGCUCCACCGCUGGAGGCUGCAGGAACUACCCCAACACAUUCUGGACCAACCCUCAGUUAGUGAUCCGUCUGGAGGAGGAGGACGAUGACCCGGAUGACGGCGAGGCGGGCUGCACCUUCGUGGUGGGACUGAUCCAGAAGAACCGCAGACGGAUGAGAAAGAUGGGCCAGGACAUGCACACGGUCGGCUUCGCCAUCUACGAGGUUCCUGAGGAGUUCUCCGGUCAGAGGAACGUACACCUGAACCGGAACUUCUUCCUGCGCCACUCCUCGGCCGCUCGGUCUGAGACCUUCAUCAACCUGCGGGAGGUCUGCAGCCGCCUGACGCUGCCUCCUGGAGAGUACCUGCUGGUCCCGUCCACCUUCGAGCCCCACAAGGACGGAGACUUCUGCGUCCGAGUGUUCACCGAGAAGCAGGCUGACUUCCAAGAGCUGGACGACCCCAUCGAGUCCCGAGUAGAGAAGAUAGAGAUCGAUGAGGACGACGUGGACGACCGGUUCAGAGGUCUGUUUGGACAGCUGGCAGGAGGGGACUGUGAGAUCAGCGCCUUUGAGCUGAAGAAGAUCCUCAACAAGGUGGUGACCAAACGAUCCGACAUCCAGACCAGUGGCUUCAGCAUCUCCACCUGCCGUCACAUGGUCAACCUGCUGGACAGAGACGGCAGCGGGAAGCUGGGCCUGGUGGAGUUCAAGGUGCUGUGGAUCAAAAUCGAGAACUACUUGAAAAUCUACCGGAACAAAGACGUGGAUAAUUCUGGGACGAUGAGCUCCACAGAGAUGAGGAUUGCUGUGGAGGAAGCUGGUUUCAGCCUCAACAAUGCCCUCCAUCAGGUCAUUGUGGCUCGCUACAGCGAAUCAGAUCUCACCAUCGACUUUGACAACUUCGUGUCCAGCCUGGUCCGUCUGGAGACCAUGUUCAACAUGUUCAAAACGUUGGACAAGAACAACUCAGGAACCGUGGAACUCAACAUCCUGCAGUGGCUCAACGUGUCGCUGCUCUAAGGAACAUAGUCCUGGUUCUGAUCCUGGUUCCAGUCCUGGUCCUGGUUCUGGCGAUGACUGCAGCUGGUUUCUCUUUAGCCCUGCCCCCCUGCUCUGAUUGGUCCUUCUGUCUACUCACUGAUUCAUAGAAUAAAGAGAACAAAGAA
Messenger RNA from Amphiprion ocellaris (clown anemonefish), 2467 nucleotides. Its product is annotated as calpain-2 catalytic subunit-like. The coding region runs from base 216 to 2321 and encodes 701 amino acids. The transcript is spliced from 21 exons. Gene Ontology annotation, cellular component: cytoplasm. Gene Ontology annotation, biological process: proteolysis. Gene Ontology annotation, molecular function: calcium-dependent cysteine-type endopeptidase activity; calcium ion binding. Lineage: Eukaryota; Metazoa; Chordata; Actinopteri; Pomacentridae. The record is from RefSeq and is a predicted model, not a curated record.